AAAGGCACACCACCACCGCCACUUAGAGAUAUUAAAAAACGAAAAAAAAAAAAAAAAAAAAAAAAAAAAGGGCAAAGACCAUUUUAUUCUCUCGCAGAAUGAGUCAUUCUCCGUCUUCCUCGACACUUUCUCUGUCGGAGCAACAAAAUGUUAUUGAAAAACAACAAGUUUUUAAGAUCCAAGGACGUGAUAAACAUGGUCAUAACGUUCUUCACAUCGUAGGGAGGUUCUUUCCAAGUCGGCUUGUGAGCAGCAAGGCUUUGAACAAGUUUUUGGAGGAGAGAAUUUUCGUAGAGUUGGGAGAAAAGCCGUUUUCAGUGGUGUACUUUCACACAGGAGUUCAACGAAGUGAAAACUUCCCCGGAAUCUCUUUACUGCGAACAAUCUACGAGGCUUUCCCCGUCAACGCCAAGGAUCACCUUGAAGCUCUUUAUUUUGUCCAUCCGGGUAUACAGGCCCGUCUCUUCCUGGCCGCCUUCGGUCGUCUGCUUUUCAGUGCAGGGCUGUACAAGAAGCUCAAGUACGUGAACAGGCUGGAGUUUCUUUGGGACCAUGUGAGGAGGAACGAGAUGGAAAUACCGGCGCAUGUGUAUGAUCACGAUGAGGAGCUGGAGUACCGUCCAAUAAUGGACUACGGCAUAGAGAGUGAUCACCCCAGAGUCUACGGUGAGCCCUUGGAGUACUACUAUCCUGUGUCCAUGUAUUCCAUGCGCUGCAUCGCCUAGCUGCUAUCUAAUCUACGUACUACCGAUGGCUUCGUUUUUAGAGGUUUUGAAAUGAGAGGGUGUAGCCUGGAAGGAAAGCAUAUCUAAGUUUUCUCCUCCUUCUUCGACUUUUUGUUCAUAUUUUGUACAGAGACUGCGUGUUGUAUGAACGAACUUCUUUAUUGUA
Ziziphus jujuba (common jujube) is the source of this 891-nucleotide messenger RNA. RefSeq lists its product as uncharacterized. The transcript has 3 exons. The record is from RefSeq and is a predicted model, not a curated record. Lineage: Eukaryota; Viridiplantae; Streptophyta; Magnoliopsida; Rosales; Rhamnaceae. Bases 99 to 725 code for a protein of 208 amino acids.